Molecule: messenger RNA, 5277 nt
Organism: Trachymyrmex septentrionalis
Lineage: Eukaryota; Metazoa; Arthropoda; Insecta; Hymenoptera; Formicidae
Product: centrosomal protein of 152 kDa-like
Exons: 11
Coding region: 426-4565 (1379 amino acids)
Biological process (GO): centriole replication
Cellular component (GO): centrosome
Source: RefSeq, a predicted model, not a curated record
GCUUACGGGCCUUGCGUACUAUGAUAUACCGCCUGUAUGUAUGUACAUACAACCGAUUCUCCACGGAUUGUUUACAAGCGCGCGCGCUCCAGGGAUUCUCGCGUAUGUGCACAGUAUAUACAGUGGCGUGUGUAAAUAAUCGCGCAGCAGCGUCUGCAACAGCAGCAGCCAACAGCAAUAGCCGCGAUCGCAACCAUCCGUAGAUUCCCGCGAGGAAUGUGCGCAUUGCGACGCAUAUCCUUCAGCAAUCCCUGUCGUCGCGACGCGAUAGCGGGGCCCGCUGCCGCGUAAUAUUGUAUGUACGCACCGUGACCCACUUGUUGCGUCUAGGUUAUGGCGUUAUAAACAAAAAUAUGUUCCACACAAUAAACGCGUUCGUAAGUCCAUCGUGAGCUCUCAGCCACAUGCGAGAGCUAGCUUAGGAUAUGGAGACAGGCCCGGGUCUGAGCCUGUUUCAGGGCUCGGACAGCAUUCAGCUAAACACGCAGGGACUCGAGGAGGACGAAGAGCAGGAGGAUAAGAGGCGACUCAACGAAGAGAUACAGAAUCGCCUGGAUGAGGAAUUUGAUGAUUUGGAAAAUGAUGCCAGUUCUAUCAAUAGUAGUCAUUAUCAACAUGAUAACACCAGAGACACUGACCAUAUCGAUACAAUGGUCAACUCUGAUCUGGAACCAAUUACGCCCAAAGGACAGGUAGCAAUGGUACAUUUGCAGAAAGAAUUUGAUGUUUAUGAUCGGAUGGAGAAUCUGAACAAUUAUGAUCAUGUCGAUAAUCUGAACAGUUACGAUCGUGAUGUGAUAACGAAUCAUAGAUCAGACUCCGAGAUUGGCAGUGGAACUAUACAGCCAGACUUUGAUUUGUACAGACAAACGGGGACGCCAUAUGAUAAUAAUAGAUUCAAUGAUGGCAAUAGUAUCAUUGAGACGCCAUACGAAUUGGCAAAACCUUCAACCGGCUAUCCUCGCAAGAUUUUUCCACAAUCGGCUGAGGAGGGUACGUUCAGCGAGAAUUAUCCUUGCAACUAUGAGACGCCAUCUAAUCAUUACAAUACUCAUAUAUCCCGGAAAUACUCCAAUAAUGGUAUUAAUGACAUAUAUGAAAAUAAUGUACAAAGUAAGCAAAUUCAUGAGUUUGGCGGAGGCGACAACGCUACCUCGGAUCACAUGAAUCAUUGCUAUAAGACUAGUCCAAAUGGCAGGCCAAUGGACGACGCUGUAGCAUACAAAACGUCAGAGUAUAAUAGUAAGGAACAACUGGAAAUAUUAUAUAUGGUCAGAAUGCGGGAGAUCAGUCGCUUGACGGAAGAACUCCAACAGUUGCAGUUGGAAAAAGAGGACGAGAAAAACCAAAUGAGCAGGAGACUGAUGCUCUUACAGGCGGAAGUCGAUAGAACUAAUAUAUCGAGGAAUCAAGCGCAGGAGGCAUUGGUUGAUGCUAAGGCCGAAAUAGCUGAUCUACAAACACAAAUGAAAUCUCUAAAAGAAAGAAAUGCAGUUUUGGAAAAAACAAAUCAAAAUAUAUCAGAAGAUUUAAAUAUUGCGAGGGGCUCUGUCAUGGAUUUGCAACAAAAAAUUGCUGUACUGGAAAGAGCACAAGUGUUGCAAAUGAAUGAUAAGAUACAUGAGAAGUUUUUGAAGCAGGCGCAGGAAAAACACGCAGUGGAAAUGAAAAAUAUGCAGACACAGAUAGAUGUUCUUAUGGACAAAUUAAACGCCAAGGAAACGUCAUGUAUUGAUCUUGAGCAUAAAUUGGAUGAUGCACGAAGAGCACACGAGGCUCUCAUGGUGGAGAAGGGUGACACCAUGAAUCGAUUGGCGCAAGCAUUACAAGACAGUCAAACCCAAUGUCGUAAUCUCAUGACCACUAAUAACGUUCAGCAGGUGAUGCAGCUGCAAGCGCAAGUGAAAAUGUUAACUCAGGAAAAAGAAGAUCUGCAUAAAAACGUACAAGAUUUGCAGAACAAAUUAGACCUAAUUAAAAACGACGUUGUGCAAUACGAUUCGUUAUUGGCUACUACUCUGGAGGAUGAGUCUGGCUCGAUUAGACAAAUGAAAUUAGGUGAACUUUAUAAUAAAUCAAAAUCGAAACCCGUUGAUGACAUCACAAACAAAUUAAAAGGUGAACUACGUAGAUGUAUAACUGGUCAAGCUGUAAAAAGAAAAGAGAUAAAUCGUUUAGAGAAUACUUUGUCACAGAAAGAUAAGGAAUUAAAUGAAGCUUUGAUAUUAGCUGACACGUAUCGCCAAGAAGUAGCACAGAAGGCAAGCGAAUUAAUGAAUGCGCGCAAGCGAAUUAAUGAAUUAGAAGAAGAAUUGAAAUCUCUAUUAACAGACGAAGCCAUGAAAGCAAAUGCUAAAAUACAAAAACUCUCACAUCAUUUAAAUGAUGUGAAGAAACAGUGUGAGCUACUACGCGAUGAAAAGAUUAAUUUGGAACAGAAAUUAGAGGAGGCUUUAGCUGUUAAUCAGGAGAAACUCAAAAAAAUGCAUCAGGAGACUAUGGAACAACAAGAAAAAGAAGCCAUCGAUGAGUACAACAAAGAGUACCUGGAGAUACAUGCUAAAGCCAUAGAAAGAGUGAAACAAGAAGCACAAAUAGAAAUAGUACAAUUGACUGUACAAUUAGAGCAAACACAAAAAGAGUUAGAUCGUGUAAAAGAAUUGUACAUAAACGUUUGCGGGACGAAAGAACAUUUAAUAAACGAGCAUAAAAACGAAAUUAAAAUGCUGAAAAAUAAAUAUGCUGCAAUUGAAUCACAUCAGAAGGAUAUGGAGAAAUUGGAGAACGAAUUACAAACGCAGAUUAAAUUGUGUAAUAAGUUAACUAAGGAAUGCGAGGACUUCAAAAGUAAAAUAAUCGAAUUAGAAAAAGAUUUAGUGUACGAAAGAAGAAAAAAGGAGGAUCAUGUAAAAAAAAUACAUUCAGAAAUAGAAAGGGCAAAAGAAGAAGCGUUACAUGAACUACGAAAUGCACAUCCAAAUCAAGAAAUAAGUUUUCUUUUGCCGGAUCAUUGUUCUGAACAUCUAGAAAAAAUUAACCAGUUGGAGGAAGAUUGCAAACGCUUAGAAGAGAAGCUCCAAAUUGCUGUGCAAGAACAAAAAAAGUUAUCCGAUUAUCAAACCGAAUUAGAUGAUGCUAAAUUGAAAAUAGCGCAAAUGGAGAUCACGCAGGAAUCAUGGAAGAAAAAAUACGAGAAGAUUGCUAGUGAAAGAAAGGAUCUUCUCGCAAAAAUUUCCAAAUUAGAUUUGGAAUUAUUGAAUUUGAAACGCACUGCGAAACUAGAAGAUUCGGAUGAUGUAAAGUUGAAAAUUUCUCGGUUUCAAGCGGAGAACGAUACACUGAAAAAUCAAUGUGACAGUCUGCUUAGUGAAAGAAAUACUUGUAAAGAGAAAAUUUCUGAACUAGAAACUGAACUCUUCAAUGAGAGAAAAAAAGUUAAUAAUUUCGAAGGAUUGCGGAAAAAUGGCGAAAGUACAUUAAACUCGAACAGUGAGUUGGAGAAAGAACCCUCUCAUUACAAAGAUCCAGGUGUCGCACAAUUAUCCAGGCUAAAUAACUCGAAAGAAGGACGUUUGAACGAAUCAGCAGCAUUGGAACAGAGGAUACAACAAUUCGAACAUGAUCUACGAAGUAAAGACGAAAAACUGAGCAGACUAUUAAAAGAUUUCAAGAAGAUAAAAGACGAGAGAGAUCAGCUAGUGAUGAAAUUGCGAAAUCAAGCCAAACAAUUUGAACAAUUUGUCAAAAGUCAGAAUAAAGUGUCCGCGGAAUUGAAUCUGUCUCCCCGCAGUACGGGCGACAGUACCGACUUUCAGAAGAUGAAGGAGAUUAUGGCGAAAGAGGUACGAGAAGAAAUGGAGCAGAGAGUAGCAAAAGAACUCAGAGGAAUCGGAGAACAGAAUAGAAAAGAGCUAGAGGAGUUGCAAGGAAAGUACAAAACUACUGUAUUAGAGUUGCAAAGACAGUGUAGCGAGAAAGAUGAAGAGAUGGAAACUCUGCGAAAGGAGAUAAAAGAAGAGAAAAUGAAGGUCGAUCAAAUCAGUCAAAUUAUAGGAAGCAAAGUAGAGACUUACAGCCAAGAGUUUCAAGCGCGGAGGCUAUGUAUCGAGAAAUUGACCAUGGCUUUAAAAAAGAAAGAGAACCAAGUUGAGGAGGAUAGAAAUUAUAUGGCCGAGAUUAUGACAAAAUGGAUGGCUGAACUAAAAGAGAGUAAAGCUAAGGAAAAGGAGAAAGAUGAGGAGAUACAAAAGCUGAAAUUCACUGAGGAAAAAUUAAACGUCGAACUGAAAACAUUGAUCGAGAAACAAAAGCAUUUGAAGAACAAAUAUCGAAAGGCAAAACAGACUGCGAAUAAUUACAAGAUCCAUGCAGAGAAUAAUCGGGAGUUUCUAUUGCGUGAAUGUAAACGUAUCGAGGAGGGAUACAAAAAGGCCAUCGAAGAAGCACAGCAAAGCUGUCUAGCGCACGACGAGCAGUAUACUACAAAAGCCAAGAAGCUUGAGCAACAACAUGUAGAAAAAAUGGAACAAAUGCAACUUACACUGAAGUACAAAGAUAAAUGUUGAAGUACGUACUAAGUAUUCUUUAAAUAUAUGCAAUAUAGCUUUCCUUCGGCUAAGAUAAAGCGGUAGUUACAGAGGCUAGAUACCUUUUUUGUCUUUAAUUUAAAGCACAUUAUUGUACAACAAUAUAUUAGCGGAGUUUUUUAAUGUUAGGGACCAAUGUACGCGUAAGUAAAUCAUAUGAUAUCGGUAAAAUUAUUAUAUCGCGUUUGCUUGCCAAUCUCGAAUCUCGACGAAACGGCGGACGUUAAAUGUAGCUAUAAAGCUAUAUACAUCUGAAGUACAAGUGUCUGGUAAAUCAUAAUGUAAUGCUAUGCAUAUUAUUAGUCAGUAGGAAAAAAUCGUUUUUAUAAUAUAAUUAAUAUUGUACAGUAGAGUUUCUAUUCUGUAAUAAUCGUCGGGAUUGAAAUGCCUCGUUCUCUCUUUCUCAUUCCAUAUCAUUACAACAAAUAUGUAGAGGAAAAGCGGCACAAACGACUGUUUUAAAACAGAAAGAGAUCGACAAUAAAGGAAAACAGAAUAGAGGUGUUCUAUUGUACAUCACAAUUUUAUAAAUUGUCUAUAACUUAAGGCGAAACACAAGCUCGCGAACAAAAGAGAAAACUUUAGUCAUGUGUUUCCGCUGAGCAUUAUUAUGACAUAAUAAGCAAGACUGGAUCUCUCAUUCUUUCUCUCUUUUUUUCUUAUGAAAGUAAGCGUAAUAAAGAGAGAAAAU